Messenger RNA from Malassezia pachydermatis, 1053 nucleotides. Its product is annotated as zinc finger protein sfp1. The record is from RefSeq and is a predicted model, not a curated record. Bases 1 to 1053 code for a protein of 350 amino acids. Gene Ontology annotation, cellular component: nucleus. Lineage: Eukaryota; Fungi; Basidiomycota; Malasseziomycetes; Malasseziales; Malasseziaceae. The transcript has 2 exons.
AUGACGGACGAGGAACUGGAAACAUCCAGUUUGGCCUCAGAUGCGGAGACGGAGAAGUCAUAUCAAAGUACGUCGUCCGUAUCAAGCACACUCAAUAAAACCGCACCGGAUGAGGCGAUGAAGCGUAAACUGACUCUUCAAGGCACAGCGAGGGGUACCCCUAUGGUGAAUACGACGCAGGAGAAUCUCGAAAAUCCAAGCGCCUUUGAAACAACAGUGAUGCGAUCUCCCUCGGCAAACCGUGGUACGAAGCGUUCGCUAGGGCAGCCGCUGGGCGGAAAUGGCUCGACACAGUUAUUCCGAGCUGUGAUUGAAAAUGGUGGGCGUCACCCUCUUGGCAUGUCAAAUGCGUUUGCUUCACCUUUUUCAAGCCCAGGGAAUUCUCGUCCGGGUACGCCAUCGGUUGAGUCGGAGAAUGAGGCGUUCUUUGGGUCCACUACACAGGCCAGCAUGUUCUCCAAUCUAUCGCUACGAAACUCGACGAUAGAUGAUCAACAGCCAUCUUGCGCUCCACCUAAUUUGUUUUUCCCAUCUGGGGCCUCUUCGCAACGACCGUCUAAACGUGAACGGUUCAAUGCUAAUCAGGGUGCUUCCACAACAACAGCGGCAGGCAACGGCGUAUCUGUGUCUUCAGCAGCUGCCUCAGACUCUAAUUCGUCAGAGCAUCGCCCAUACAAAUGCCCUGCACCUGGUUGUGAUAAGGCAUACAAGCAGAUGAAUGGCCUUAAGUACCACCGUUUACAUGGCCACUGUAACCAAAACUUGCGCAAUAUUAACACAAACACGCCCACUUCCGCUGAUGUGACAUCGACACCUAUUCAGCAAGCAUCAUCGACGCUGCAGUCGCCUGUGAAACCACAAAUAUCAACACAAAUACCGACAGCGUCGUCGGAGAAGGAAUCUACGCCUAUAUCGGAAACAGCGGCUCUGAACAAUUUGAGUUCAUUCAAGCCGUUCGCUGGGAUCGCUGCCGCAGAUUCACCUGUCUCGACGCAAGAAGCCCCAUCAACACCAACGAAACAAAACAAUGCGCAGCCUGAAAAAACAAUUUGA